This is a messenger RNA of Psammomys obesus (fat sand rat), 1238 nucleotides long. RefSeq names its product T-cell surface glycoprotein CD3 epsilon chain. The coding region runs from base 122 to 691 and encodes 189 amino acids. The record is from RefSeq and is a predicted model, not a curated record. Lineage: Eukaryota; Metazoa; Chordata; Mammalia; Rodentia; Muridae. The transcript has 8 exons. Gene Ontology annotation, biological process: positive thymic T cell selection; cell surface receptor signaling pathway. Gene Ontology annotation, cellular component: alpha-beta T cell receptor complex; external side of plasma membrane; membrane. Gene Ontology annotation, molecular function: transmembrane signaling receptor activity.
CUACACUUCCUGUGUGGGGUUCAGACACCUGCCUCCCCUGCCUGCUUCUGGUGCCUUCUUCAGAAAUGAAGUAAUGAGCUGGCUCUGUCCGCCAUCUUAGUGGAGAGAGCAUUCUGAGAGGAUGCAGUGGAACGCUUUCUGGAGAGUUCUGGGCCUCGGCCUCCUAGCAAUUGGCACUUGUCAGGACGAUGCCGAGGACCUCGAAUACCAAGUGUCCAUCUCAGGAACCACGGUAGAAUUGACGUGCCCUCUAGAGAGUGAUGACACCAUAAAAUGGGAAAAAAAUGACAAAGUACUGACUGGUGAGACCGAUAAGCAAUUGGUGAUAGAGGGAUUUUCAGAAGUCGAGAACAGUGGCUACUACGUCUGCUACUCAGAUGAGAAACAGAAGAACCAGUACCUCUACCUGAAAGCCAGAGUGUGUGAGGAUUGUGUGGAGAUGGACUCGACAACAUUAGCCAUAAUCAUCAUCAUUGACGUCUGCUUUACUCUGGGCUUGCUGAUGGUCGUUUAUUACUGGAGCAAGAAUAGGAAAGCCAAGGCCAAGCCUGUGACUCGAGGAACCGGUGCUGGUGGCAGGUCCAGAGGGCAAAACAAGGAGCGGCCACCACCUGUUCCCAACCCAGACUAUGAGCCCAUCCGCAAAGGCCAGCGGGACCUGUAUUCUGGCCUGAAUCAGAGAGCAGUCUGACAGAUGUGAGGGACACUGCCUUCCAUGGACCCAGAUCCAUCCCGCUGAGUGCCUUGCUAUUCCUCAUCUCUGGACAAAUUGCAGACUCCACAGCAUUGCCUCUGGCCUCCUCUCCCACUUCCUCUGCUGGUAGCCAGUACUAGGACGAUUGCUGUCCCAGUAUCUUUGAAACAUCAUGGCUGGUCAGUUCUUCGGCCAGUCAUCUUGUCAGAAUACAUUUUUUAGCCACUCAUUCCCUGAUAGCUCCUCCCUUCUACACUGAUGUUAUCUCUGCCUUCAGUCCCCUCCUUUUCCUGCAUAUAAAUUGGCCCUCAUCCCAAGCCCUUUCCUACAGCUUUCUGUUUUUCUAACUUUGUGUUUACACCCUUCGUGGGGGAUGGGCUCAGUGAUCCCUGGCAGAGGUCCUGCCGAAUUCAUAGAUCCUGGCCUAGCCCUUGCCAUAGGACCCUCUCCAUGGUUCACCUUAGGUCCUUGGAUGGUCACCUGCAUCUCCAUGAAUAUACCAGGCUCUUCUCUGCUAAUGCAAAAGCAAUAAAGUGUAUUUGGC